This is a messenger RNA of Podarcis muralis (Common wall lizard), 1248 nucleotides long. The record is from RefSeq and is a predicted model, not a curated record. NCBI's taxonomy places the organism in Eukaryota, Metazoa, Chordata, Lepidosauria, Squamata, Lacertidae.
UCGAGGAGGCCGGAGAGCGAGGCGGCCUUGGCCCGCUUCUUGGCCAGCAAGGCCCGCUGCCACUCCGGGAGAGGCGAGGGCUCCAUGGCGGCAAGGCCUGAGAUGGAGCCGCCCCGCCGCCUCCUCCUCCUUUUCGGCAGCCAAUCCGGCACCGCCGAGGAUCUGGCCCAGCGAAUCGGGCGCCAGGCCGAGAGGCGCCGCUUCCGGGUCCGCGUCGGCGCCUUGGACGCCUAUCCGGUGGUGAGUUCGAAUCCCGCUUUGCCCUCCCGCUUCCUCUUCCGCUUCCUGGACGACGGCGACGGCGGCGACCAAUCGGAAGCCCCCGAACCCGAGCCGGGUCCCCCGUGCGAAUCCCGCCCCUUCCUGGCCCGGGUGCUGGCCAAUCAGAGAGUGACGUCCGCGUCCCACUUCCAGGACGUCCGGCUGAUCGACUUGGACAUUUCCGGAUCCGGGAUUGAGGCCGCCGCCGGCGACGUCGCCAUGGUCGCCCCUAGCAACGCCCCGGAGGACGUCGCCCUCUUCUGCCGCCUCUUGAACCUGGAUCCAGAACGGCGCUUUGUGGUCCGGGCGGCCGAGGAAGGCGCCGCGCUACCAUUCCCGCUCCCCCAGCCCUGCACCAUCCGGCGCCUAGUGGAAAACUACCUGGACAUCGCCGCCAUUCCCAGGCGCUCCUUCUUCGAACUCGCCGCCCAGCUCUCCCCCGACGAGCGCGAGCGGGAGAAGCUGGCCGAGUUCGCCUCGGCGCCCGGUCAGGAGGAACUCUACGCCUACUGCCACCGGCGGCCGCGCCGGACGACGCUGGAGGUCCUGAGCGACUUCCCCCGGACGGCGUCUGCCCUGCCCUGCCACCUCCUCUUGGACCUCAUCCCUCGCACCCGCGCCCGGUCCUUCUCCCUGGCCUCCUCCCUGCAGGCGCUGCCCGGCCGCAUCCAGAUCCUGGUGGCCGUCGUGCGCUACAAGACGCGCCUGGCCAAACCCCGGACCGGGCUGUGCUCCAAUUGGCUGGCCUCCCUCGACCCGGCGCAGGGCUCUGAGGGCGAAGGAUCCGAACGCCUAGCUUUCUGCUUGCGGGGAAAAGGGGGAAAUCCGCCCGCUUCCUUGGCGCUGCACGGCGCCACCCUGACCCCGCGCCCCGUCCGUGGCUCCAGGUCCUCCCGCCGCCAUCAUCCCUUCCUUCCCAGGAGGAUGCGUCCCCGGGCCCGCCUCAAAACCCCCGCUUCCUCUUCCUGCCCCGCCUCCCGACGUUAG